AUGGAGCUGGAGCUCGAAGCAGGCGGCGGCGGCGGAAGAGUGGUUUCCCUCUCCAGCGAGUCCCCGUCGGCCGAGCUCGGCCGCGGCGACCUGGUUCUCGCAGACCGCAACAUAUCGCGCCGCCACGUCUCCCUCCGCCUCGUCGGCGGCGGGGAGCCUGGGGUCGCCUUCGAGGUCGUAGGGAGGAACCCCGUGCUCGUCCGCUCGCCAGUCGGAGGAGACAAGGUGUACCGCCGCGGCGAGGCGGGCGAGCUCCGGGCCGGGGACGGGCUGUCUCUGUCGCUGAAGGCGCCGUCAUUCUGGACGGUGCGGAGGACGGCCGGGGAGGAGGAGGCGGUUGAGGGUGCGGAGGUGGAGGUGGACACCGCGGUGCUAGACGCGGUGGCGAGGCGGGAGAAGCGGACGCGGGAGAGGAAGGAGAGGGAAAGGGAGAGGCGAGCGUCGGAGGAGGCCAUGGAGGUGACGAAGGAGGAUGUUAUGGCGGCGUCCGGUGAUGACGAUUUGGAUGAGGAAGUAGAGGAUCUGAAAAUUGAUCUUGAUAGCAUCGACCCGGUUCAAGAGUUUGGUUUUUUGUCGGUGGGUCAUGAAUUUGACAAUUACCCUAAGGGCCGGAUUCGCCCUCCGAAGGAUUGGAACUGGUUCCUAGAGGAAAUAAGGAAGGGCAGCGAUGAUGAAGAUGACGACGAUGUUAGUAACACGGGACGUAAAUCAAGGGGUCGUAGUCGUGCGAACAAGAAGAAGAAAAAGAUAGAGGGUGAAGAUGAUGAUGAGUGGACUGAUGAGAGCGAAGAUGGAAAAGACACCCUGCUAACAGGCGCUAGUGUGAAGAGACCAAAAAAGUAUGUAACAAGAUCGAAAGACCCCAAAAAACCUCGCAAGGAGAACUCAAAAACAGAAAAUGAGGAUACGGCGGAUGAACAGGAUGAGACAGAUGAAGAUGAUGAAGCAGAUGAGACACUGGGAGGUUUUAUAGUCGGAGAAGAGGAUGAGGAUGAGCCUAUGGAAGAGCUGAGUGAGGAAGAAGAGGAAGAUGAAUUCGAUGAUGAAGACGAGGACGACUGA
Molecule: messenger RNA, 1062 nt
Organism: Triticum turgidum subsp. durum (durum wheat)
Lineage: Eukaryota; Viridiplantae; Streptophyta; Magnoliopsida; Poales; Poaceae
Source: the annotation of a GenBank genome assembly